Messenger RNA from Tribolium castaneum (red flour beetle), 1846 nucleotides. RefSeq names its product alpha-esterase like protein E4 (gene Est2). Gene Ontology annotation, molecular function: serine hydrolase activity. Lineage: Eukaryota; Metazoa; Arthropoda; Insecta; Coleoptera; Tenebrionidae. The transcript has 8 exons. The record is from RefSeq and is a predicted model, not a curated record. The coding region runs from base 199 to 1800 and encodes 533 amino acids.
GUUUAUACUCUGUAACAAAUAACCGCAUUAUUCAUGGAUGAAACGCACGUGUAGGUGUUACAUAAUCAGUGGUAAGGCAAGUUUAGUAGUAGUGGCAUCAAUGUAAAUAUUUUCGAAGAAAAAAUAAGGGUCACGUAUUUAAACAAUCAAUCGGUCGCAACAACAAUCCAUAGUUUUAAUUUAUUUCCAACAAUAAAAAUGGGCCAACCUGUCGUUAAAAUUUCAACCGGAAAACUCUGCGGUAAAGUGGGUAAAAACUUCAACAAUAAAGCGUUCUUCUGUUUCCAUGGAAUACCAUACGCCAAACCACCGAUAGGCCCACUUAGAUUUAAGGCACCACAACCAGCUGAACCUUGGUCAGGAAUCCGCGAUGCCACGCAAGACGGAACUCCUUGCAUUUCCAGACACCCUGUAUUGAAAAGUCUGAUCGGGUCUGAAGACUGUCUAACACUCAAUGUUUACACCCGUGAUCUACCAAAAGAAGGCAGCAAUUUUCUGAAACCUGUAAUGGUGUGGAUUCAUGGCGGAGGUUUCACGUCCGGUUCCGGAAGCUCGGAAAUAUACGGACCUGAAUUCCUAAUGACCGAAGACAUAGUUCUAGUCUCAAUCAAUUACAGAAUUGGUAUUAUAGGUUUCCUCAGUCUGGAAGACCCAGAUUUGGAGGUGCCAGGCAAUGCCGGGCUUAAAGACAUGGUAUUGGCCCUAAAAUGGGUGCAGGAGAACAUUAUACACUUCUGUGGUGACCCCAACAAUGUGACAAUUUUCGGGGAAAGUGCCGGAGCUGCAGCUGCACAUUAUCUCAUCCUAUCCCCAAUGGCCAGAGGUCUGUUCCACAAAGCUAUUUUGCAAAGUGGGUGCGCUUUGAACCUUUGGGCCAGAAGUCGGAGGUAUACAACCGAGUUGGGGCAAGUUCUAGGCUUACAAACCACCGAUGAAAGGAAGGUUUUGGAAGUUUUGCAAAAAAUGUCAGUCGAGGAAAUGUACCUAGCUGCGGAAAAAGUUCACGAUCCAUUUAUUGCCUCUCUAGUACGACCACAUGGCCCAGUCAUUGAAAAAAAACCGGAAGGUGCUUUUUUGUGCGAAGAUCCGGUUGAUUUAUUAGAGUCGGGGCGGUACAAUCAUGUUCCAAUCAUGAUAGGUUAUACCACCAGGGAAGGGAUUUUGUCUGAGGUUUUACAACGGCCAAAGCCCUUCAAACCCAUAACUGACUUCGAGCUUGCUGUUCCCAGUUUUUUGAAGCUUCAGCGUGGCUCGGAUAUUUCCAAACUGGUGGCCAAAAACAUCAAAGAGUUUUAUUACGGAAAUGAGGAGCCUACUGACAAGAACAAGGACAAAUUUUAUUUACUCGAGACUGAUAAUUUUUUCCUGAGAGAAAUCUGGCGAACCGUCAAAUACCACAACAAGACAUCUUCAGUUCCUAUUUAUUUCUACAGAAUGUCAAUCGAGACUGAUCUCAACUUGUUCAAAAACAUGUUUUCCAUAACGGAGCCAGGUGUUUCACACGCUGACGAUUUGGGUUAUUUAUUUACGAAUUUAUUGACCCCUGAUAUCGAAGAAGGGAGUGACGAAGACAUUGCUGUGAAACGAUUCGUCAAACUUUGGACCAAUUUUGCCAAAAAUGGGGACCCCAACCCUUCGGAAGAAAACCCCCUUAUUAACGUGACCUGGAAACCGGUGACCCGAAACGAGAUGAACUUUUUGGACAUUGGGACGAAACUAACGACAGGAGUUGACCCAGACUCAGACAGGAUGGCCUUCUGGCAAAGGAUAUUGAAAAUCAACCCGAACAAUAAAUUAUGAAACAUUUGUACCACUUUUUUCAAUAAAUUAUGCGAGACAAAGUCCA